CUCCAGUGCCCGCGCCGAGGCUGCGCCGCGAACUGCCCGCGCCGCGCCCCCAGCCCCACCGAGCCAUGGCCCGCGCUGCCGGCCCACGGCCCGCAACCCCGGAGCGCGGCGCGGCCGGCCGCUGAGAGCGCGGCCCCGAGGCGGGAGCCCCGGCGCGGCCUCGGAGCAGCGCCUGCCGCGGUCCGGCCCCUCCCCUGCACGGCUCCCCGCGCCCCUUGCGCGCCCUGCCGCCGCGCGCCCGGCCCCAGCAUGGAGACGGCGGAGAAGGAGUGUGGCGCCCUGGGCGGGCUCUUCCAGGCCAUCGUCAAUGACAUGAAGAGCUCCUACCCCAUCUGGGAGGACUUCAACUCCAAGGCUGCGAAGCUCCACUCUCAGCUGAGGACCACUGUGCUGGCUGCUGUGGCCUUCCUCGACGCCUUCCAGAAAGUAGCUGACAUGGCCACCAACACCCGAGGGGCCACGCGGGACAUUGGCUCAGCACUCACGCGCAUGUGCAUGCGCCACCGCAGCAUCGAGACCAAGCUGCGGCAGUUCACCAACGCACUGCUGGAGAGUCUCAUUAAUCCACUGCAGGAGCGCAUCGAAGACUGGAAGAAGUCAGCCAACCAACUGGACAAGGACCAUGCGAAAGAGUAUAAACGAGCCAGGCAUGAAAUCAAAAAGAAGUCAUCUGACACGCUGAAGCUGCAGAAGAAAGCGCGCAAAGAGCUGCUUGGGAAAGGAGACCUGCAGCCCCAGCUGGACAGUGCACUGCAAGACGUCAAUGACAUGUACCUGCUACUGGAAGAGACUGAGAAGCAGGCUGUGCGCCGUGCACUGAUCGAGGAGCGGGGCCGUUUCUGCACCUUCAUCACCUUCCUUCAGCCGGUGGUGAAUGGCGAGCUGACCAUGCUGGGAGAGAUCACCCACCUGCAGGGCAUCAUUGACGACCUGGUGGUGCUGACUGCGGAUCCCCACAAACUUCCUCCCGCCAGUGAGCAGGUGAUCAAAGACCUGAAGGGCUCUGACUACAGCUGGUCAUACCAGACCCCACCCUCGUCACCCAGCAGCUCCAGCUCCCGGAAGUCCAGCAUGUGCAGUGCCCCCAGCAGCAGUGGCAGUGCCAAGGGUGGCGGAGCCCCAUGGCCUGGGGGUGCCCAAACAUACUCACCCAGUUCCACCUGUCGCUACCGCAGCCUGGCGCAGCCAGCCACCACCCGCCUCUCCAGUGUCUCCUCCCACGACUCUGGCUUCGUCUCCCAGGAUGCCACCUACUCCAAGCCCCCUUCGCCUAUGCCUUCAGACAUCACCAGCCAGAAGUCCUCCAGCUCUGCAUCAUCUGAGGCCUCAGAAACCUGCCAGUCGGUUAGCGAGUGCAGCUCUCCCACCUCGGACUGGACCAAGGCUGGCCCCCACGAACAGCCCUCAGUUACCACCCUGCAGCGGAGGAAGGAUCGUGUGGAGCUCCUCCGAGACACUGAGCCAGGCCCUACUGGUGGAGGCACUAUGGGCUCCGGUGGAGAGGAGGUACCACGAACCCGGAUGUCCCCUGCCACCAUAGCAGCCAAACAUGGUGAGGAGGUAUCCCCUGCUGCGAGCGACCUAGCCAUGGUGCUGACCCGUGGACUGAGCCUGGAACACCAGAAGAGCAGCCGGGACUCGCUGCAGUACUCCAGUGGCUAUAGCACACAGACCACCACACCUUCCUGCUCCGAGGACACCAUCCCCUCCCAAGGUUCAGACUACGACUGUUACUCUGUGAACGGGGAUGCAGAUAGCGAAGGCCCCCCUGAGUUCGACAAAUCAUCCACCAUUCCUCGAAACAGCAACAUAGCCCAGAACUACCGCCGCCUGAUCCAGACCAAGCGCCCAGCGUCCACCGCGGGGCUGCCCACUGCAGGGCUGCCCACAACCAUGGGGCUGCCCUCGGGUGCACCUCCCGGUGUGGCCACCAUCCGCCGCACACCCUCCACCAAGCCCACUGUGCGCCGCGCCCUGUCCAGUGCUGGCCCCAUCCCCAUCCGCCCACCCAUCGUCCCUGUGAAGACACCCACAGUGCCCGACUCCCCUGGCUAUGUGGGGCCCACGAGGGCAGGCAGUGAGGAGUGCGUCUUCUACACAGACGAAGUGGCCUCGCCUCUGGCUCCAGACCUGGCCAAAGCCUCCCCAAAGAGGCUCAGCCUACCUAACACGGCCUGGGGCAGCCCAUCCCCAGAGGCAGCUAGCUACAGCGGGGCUGCUGCGGUCGGGCUGGCCACUGAGGACGAUGAGGAGCAGCAACUAGCUGCCAACAGGCACAGCCUGGUGGAGAAGCUGGGAGAGCUGGUGGCCGGUGCCCACGCCCUGGGUGAGGGCCAGUUCCCCUUCCCUACCGCCCUGUCAGCCACCCCUGCGGAGGAGACGCCCACUCCACCCCCUGCUGCCACCAGUGACCCCCCAGCCGAAGACAUGCUGGUGGCCAUUCGACGCGGGGUCCGGCUGCGCAGGACCGUCACCAACGACAGGUCGGCGCCCCGCAUCUUAUGAUGGUGCCGCCUACCCCUCCCUGUCUGGGCCUGGCACAAGUAGGUGGCCCGAUCUGCUAGCAACUGCCAGCCAAUCUGAGCGGUCGCACAGCCGGAAGGUAGAAGGCGCCAGGAAUGAGGCACAGCCACUUUACCGAAAGAGACAGCCAGGCUGGAUCUCAGCAUCUCGCGGGAAGCAACUUCCCUCACACACCUCGCCAGGACAGAGCCUGUUUUAUACUUUCCUUAUCUACUCAACCCUCCUCUUCCUUCCUGCAGGCCCUGCUUCAUCCAAACCCCACAGCCCAUAACCAAGGGCUGGGCCUGCUACCUGAGCCCUACCUGGCCUGGGGUCCACAACUCUCUUCCUCUGGCCCGGCUGCCCUCCAGGGCCAUAUGCCCAGCUCGUUCCUUGAAUGCUGGCUCCCUCUUUUCCCUGCCUGGGCCCUGUUCCAUUUCCUCUUGCCUUUGCCCUGCCUCUCCCAGACUCCUCUCUUUGGGGUACAGGGUGGUCACUGAGGGGCCAGGCACCCAAUCAACUGAGGAUCUUUUUGUAACUGGGUUUGGGGAAAGUCAGGCAUUGGGAAGCCAGGCUUGCUCGUGGAAAAGAGCCUGAAGGGAGGGAACAUAGGGGCCUUGUCUCAGGGGACUCUCCAGUUCCCCUCCCCCUGUGAAGAAUAGCUUAGUGGAGGUGAGGCAGGCAGACAGGGAAUGAGCCCAGAGGCCAUACCAGGUGAUUCAGAUGUCCUGUUCUUGUCUGGACACUUUGAGGCUUUAACUCUAGGAGCACCUUGGGGUUACAGUUUCACUGGAGAUAAGGGCUGGAAGCAUUAGAUGGUAUGGGGGGGGUUAUUUUAUGACUGUAAUAAAAUGGAGCUGACCCUAGACAAGAACUGUGUGGGGAAAGCUGGUGGUA
Molecule: messenger RNA, 3399 nt
Organism: Mastomys coucha (southern multimammate mouse)
Lineage: Eukaryota; Metazoa; Chordata; Mammalia; Rodentia; Muridae
Gene: Mtss2
Product: MTSS I-BAR domain containing 2
Exons: 15
Coding region: 250-2505 (751 amino acids)
Biological process (GO): cell projection assembly; plasma membrane organization
Cellular component (GO): actin cytoskeleton; cytoplasmic side of plasma membrane
Molecular function (GO): actin binding; phospholipid binding
Source: RefSeq, a predicted model, not a curated record